AUGACUAACGUUUACUUAUUUGUGCCAAAUAUUAUUGACUACUUACGGAUAGUGUUCGCCUUCAUCUCCUUCUACUACAUGCCCUUUGACCCAACAAAAGCUACACUGUUUUACCUUCUGAGUGGCUUCCUGGAUGCGUUCGAUGGCCAUUUGGCCAGGAUGCUCAACCAGUGCAGCAGACUGGGAGCCAUGCUGGACAUGCUGACCGAUCGGAUCACCACCAUGUGUCUGUGCGCUGCUCUCUGCCAGCUCUACCCAACCUACAUGCUGUUCUUCCAGUUUGCCAUGGCCCUGGAUAUAUUCAGUCACUGGAUGCAUUGUCAGAGUUCUAUCGAGAGAGGAAGCACCAGCCACAAGAAAAUUGACCUGUCGGCCAACCCAUUUCUGAGAUAUUAUUAUCAUAACAAGGUUAUCUUAUUUGUGAUGUGUGCGGCUAACGAACUGUUCUUCUGUAUGUUGUACUUGACCUACUUCACCGGCGGACCCACUAUUCCGCUGUUGGGCUUUGGUCUGUGGACACUUUUAUGCGUGGUCUGCGCCCCUCUCUCCAUUCUGAAAAUGGUUAUCAGCGCGAUUCAGCUGGGAGCUGCCUGUGAGAACUACGCCAUCAUGGAUCGGGAGGACCUGGCCCGGGCGUCUUCUUCGCAGAAAAAACUCGGAUAA
Candidula unifasciata is the source of this 663-nucleotide messenger RNA. NCBI's taxonomy places the organism in Eukaryota, Metazoa, Mollusca, Gastropoda, Stylommatophora, Geomitridae. The record is from the annotation of a GenBank genome assembly.